Messenger RNA from Pezoporus flaviventris, 7264 nucleotides. It is a transcript of the gene MORC2, whose product is annotated as MORC family CW-type zinc finger 2. The transcript has 27 exons. Lineage: Eukaryota; Metazoa; Chordata; Aves; Psittaciformes; Psittacidae. The coding region runs from base 2951 to 5974 and encodes 1007 amino acids. Gene Ontology annotation, molecular function: zinc ion binding. The record is from RefSeq and is a predicted model, not a curated record. Gene Ontology annotation, cellular component: nucleus.
ACCACGUGUGCAAACGUGGAAAUUGCCCAUGCAUUGUUUUUAUGAGGCAAGCCACCUGCUUGGGUUCACAUUACUUUUCCUUAAAAGUAAAUUGUUCAAGGUAUUUCCAGUGCCAUUCAUUAAGGUAAUCACAGAAACACACCUGAGCCCAGGCAACUUUGGUUUGCAUAUUUUUAAUAUCUGCAGUGCAGAAAUGAUGGAGUUUGUUAAAAGUUGAACAGUUGAAAUUUUCUUCUGAGAGUAUGUAGGGUUUAGCUUGUAAUUGAACUUCAGGGAUGUUUUUUUUUCCUGUAACUAGAAUUGUCCUGUUGAAUGCAGCUUGAGUGGAAGAAAGUCACUCAGAUAGAAAGACUUCAAAAUAACUACAUGGUGUUCUUCAUGAAUAUUAGCAAUAACAGACCAGUGUUCUCCCAUUCCCCAAGCUCUGUCACUUCCUUCCUGUGCAUUGUUUUCUGUUCUGGCCUGAAAUGUAGUGCAGUACUGAGAGAAUAGUUCUUGGUCCUGAGGCAGGUGCCAAACUUAAAUGUUCUCCUGGAUGUGGCCUCUUUUCAGAACAAAAAUGAAGUCUUACAUGUCUCAUUAGUACUUGCCUGACUGUGCAGGCUUAGGAGUCCAGCUGGGCUUAAACGGGUGACCCUUUUAAGCUUUUCUUCCCUUAGGAUGUUAGGAUAAAUAGUUGUUGUAGAGGUGUUUGAAAUUUGUCAUGUUCUACGGAGUCAUCUGACUUGGCCUUUUGUAACCAACAUUUCAGUAAAUUGUCAGCAUUGGACUUCCCCAUUGCAUUUCUUGUCAAGCCUGCACUCCUGCAUGGAGCUGUCUUGAAUGAAAACUGGAAGUUGUAGGGAAGUCCAAGCCAGUUUGUUUCUGCCACGAUGAGUUGUUGCUGAGACUACAGAUGUUGAUAACACUCUCUCCCACUUCUGUGUGUUAUUCAACAGCACAGUUGUGUGACCUGUAAUAGAUUUAUUUCUCUGACUCAUGGACGUUACUGAUGCUUCUCAUGAGGCCCACCUAGCUUACACUAAAGUGUUUCCAGGUCACGUGAAAGCUCUGAUAGACUCAGUUUUGCCAACAGCUUAUCUCAUGUUUUUUUAAACUUAUGUUUCAAGUAAAAUAAUCCCAAGGUUUUGGGAGAUAGGGGGAAAAAUUGUCACCAGUUGAUCAUUUUGGACAUUAAGUAUUUCAGGCACUUUUGACCAUAAGACAAGUUAGUGGCUUUUGGUAAAGCUGAGUCACUUCAUAUGACUUUAGUUAGGUAUUGACAAGACAAAUAUAAGUGUUGCGAUUAAUAUACUGAAUAGAAGAUAUUUAUAGUGUAUCUAAAUUUUUUGUUAGCUGGAGAGAAUUUCACUUGUUUGUACCAACGUGUCGCUUUGCCUCUGUCAGCAUGCGAGGUUCCAGUUUUGGUAGAUGUUCAAACUGAGUAUUAUGUGGAAAUAAUGUUUUCUCUUGCCUCUCUUAUAAUUUACUGCUAUGUUUUUAUAUUUUUCCAAAAAUACUGUUCCAAAAUAUUGUUCCAAUAUUUUCCUUUGGAAAUCCCAAUUUGUACCUUAUCCGCAUCUUUUCCUUAGUUUGAAGCAUUUUUUAAAUUGUAGAGUGAAAACAGCUAAAGAGGCAUGGUGACUAGUGCUAAAGUAUCCAUUUGCUGAUGGGCUUUUCCUGGCAGGGUCUACUUCCUAAAUAAACUUCUGGGAUGUUGAUUUAUGAAACUGAAUCUGUGUUUAUAAACUCGAGGGAGCACUUAAAAUCAAUGCACAAGGGUUCUUUGACCCCAGCCGGCAACUAAGUACUAGGCAGGCACUUGCUAAUUCCUUCUAUCCCCUGGCAGGAUGGGAAGGAGAAUCAAAAAAGGUAAAGCCUAUGGGUUGAGAUAAGAACAGUUUAAGAAUUGAAAUAAUAAUAAUAGUAAUUAUGGUGAAGAAGAGAAGGGGGACAACAGAAGGAGGAGACUAAAACCCAAGAAUGACAAGUGAUGCACAAUACAAUUGCUCACCACCCACUGACCAAUACCCAGCCAGACUGAGAAGCAGUCCGCCCCAUCCAGCCCACUCCCCCCAGUUUCUAUACUGGGCAUGACGUGCUGGGGUAUGGAAUAUCCCUUUGGCUAGUUUGGGUCAGCUGUCCUAUCUCUGCUUCCUCCCAGCUUCUUGUGCCUUUUGUCACUUGCAGAGCAUGAGAGACUGAGAAGUCUUUGAUCAGGGUAAGCAUUAUUUAGCAACAACUAAACCAUCAGUGUGUUAUCAGCACUGUUCUCAAACUAAACCCAAAACACAGCCGUGUGCAUCAGCUACAGGGAAGAAAACUCCAUCCCAGCAGAAUCCAGGACAACAGAAAAUCCUGCUCAAAGGAAAGAAUACAAGGGAUGAGCUUCUGUGGAAGCUUUCUGAUUUGGAAGAUGGUCUUCAAAACACUAUUCCCUUCUGUCUCCUGUUUCUGUGUAGGCAAGUGGGAGCUUGCAGAGAUGAAAGAGAACCAUUCUAAUGGUUCUGGUGAUAACUUCAAAAGUGGAUAUGUUUUACCUCUGACUCAAGCUGUGUUGAUUGGUUAGGUGUCAUGACACUGAAGAUGGAUAUCCAAGUUCAUUUUGUGACUUUUAGUGUUACGGACAGCUAUGUUUUAUAUGUGGGAAGUAUCUAUGCAUUUGUUCUCUGAAAGCUGAAAAUACGAAUAAGUAUCCCUUCAUUUUUUUGGUCAGCUGUUGUCUUUUUUGUGUGGUAGUCAAACAGGUUUCAUGCCGACUGAAACGUUGAUAAAAGCAGUUUCUGAGGACUUGUCUUUUCAUUAAACAUCCUAGAGGAGCAACAAAUUCCAUCGACUGUUCCUCCAGACUUUAACCACCCAUGAGUUCUUGUUUGGUGCCCUUGCUGAACUUGUAGAUAAUGCCAGAGAUGCAGAUGCCACAAGAAUAGACAUUUAUCCUGAGCAACGGGAUGACCUACGAGGUGGAUUCAUGCUCUGUUUUUUGGAUGAUGGAACAGGAAUGGAUUCAAUGGGUUUGAGUCUGUGGUAUCAGCAGUGCAUACAGCACAGCAGAGCUGCAGUGGCCCAGGCUAUGUUUUGGUUUAUGAGCAUGUUGAUGAUUGUGGUUGACACAACAGAUCAUCUUGUGGAUUUUUUUGAUGAAGCUGCCAGUGUUAUUCAGUUUGGGAAAUCAGCCAAGCGAUCACCUGAGUCAACUCAAAUUGGGCAGUAUGGGAACGGCUUGAAAUCGGGUUCCAUGCGGAUUGGGAAGGAUUUUAUCCUGUUCACAAAGAAAGACAACACCAUGACUUGCCUUCUCUUGUCACGAACAUUCCAUGAGGAAGAAGGCAUCGAUGAGGUCAUUGUUCCCCUGCCCACCUGGAAUGCACAAAGCCGGGAGCCUGUGACUGACAACAUGGAGAAGUUUGCUAUUGAGACAGAGCUAAUUUACAAGUAUUCCCCUUUCAAGUCAGAACAGGAAGUGAUGGAGCAGUUUAAUAAGAUAUGUGGUGAGAAAGGGACCCUGGUGAUAAUCUUUAACCUCAAACUAAUGGAUAAUGGAGAGCCAGAGCUGGAUGUGACUUCUGACCCCCGAGACAUUCAGAUGGCAGAAACAUCUCCAGAGGGAACAAAGCCCGAGCGCCGCUCCUUUCGUGCCUAUGCUGCUGUGCUUUAUAUUGAUCCCAGAAUGAGAAUCUUCAUAAAUGGACACAAAGUACAAACAAAACGACUUUCAUGCUGCCUGUAUAAGCCCAGGAUGUACAAAUAUACUUCAAACCGUUUCAAGACUCGUGCAGAGCAAGAGGUGAAGAAAGCAGAGCACAUGGCGAAGAUAGCGGAGGAGAAGGCUCGUGAGGCAGAAAGUAAAGCCCGUGCUCUUGAGCUGCGCCUAGGUGGGGACCUCACGCGGGAGUCCAGGAUGAUGCUACGCCAAGUCCAAAACUCAGCAAUAACCAUGCGCCGGGAGGCUGAUGUCAAGAAGAGGAUCAAGGAUGCGAAGCAGCGGGCACUGAAGGAACCCAAAGAGCUGAAUUUUGUCUUUGGUGUGAAUAUCGAGCAGCGCGAGUUGGAUGGCAUGUUCAUUUACAACUGCAGUCGCCUGAUAAAGAUGUAUGAGAAGGUGGGCCCGCAGCUGGAUGGUGGCAUGGCUUGUGGUGGAGUGGUGGGUGUGGUGGAUGUGCCCUAUUUGGUUCUGGAGCCAACCCAUAAUAAGCAAGACUUUGCUGAUGCCAAAGAGUAUCGACACUUGCUGAAGGCCAUGGGGGAUCAUUUGGCUCAGUACUGGAAGGAUGUUGCUAUAGCCCAGAGAGGUAUCAUCAAGUUCUGGGAUGAAUUUGGUUAUUUGUCUGCAAACUGGAACCAGCCUCCAUCUAGUGAACUGCGCUACAAACGCCGGAGAGCCAUGGAGAUCCCUACCACAAUUCAGUGUGAUGUGUGUCUGAAAUGGCGAACACUCCCCUUCCAGCUGAGUUCAGUGGAGAAGAAUUACCCUGAUAGCUGGGUCUGCUCCAUGAACCCUGAUCCUGAACAAGACAGAUGUGAAGCUGCAGAGCAGAAGCAGAAGGUGCCAUUGGGAACUCUGAAGAAAGACCUGAAAUCACCGGAAGAGAAGCAGAAACAACUGGCUGAGAAAAUCCGACAGGAGCAGGAAAAGCUGGAAGCUCUGCAGAAAACCACUCCAAUUCGAUCUCAAGCUGACUUAAAGAAACUGCCUCUGGAUGUGACCACACGGCCUGCAGGGGAGAACACCCAGUCACCAACCCGACCUCAGCGCCCGCGAUCUCCUCCUUUACCUGAUGUAAUCAAGAAUGCUCCCAGCAGACCACCAUCUGUACCUCUGGCCAAGUCCACCAUGCAGCUGAAAAAGAGCUCUUCAGCUUGGCCAAAUAUCAGCACUCCCAAACUGGCAAGCAUGCUCUCCAAGGAGGAGGCCAGCACUUCCAAGACACACCAGCAUGCUCUGACAGCUGGGAAGUCUAACAGCAAUUUAAAAACUCAUGCCAAACCAGGUACAACACCGAAGCCACCUUCUGCUGCCCUGCAGAAUCCCAGAAGCUCACGUGAGACACCCAGUCCCAAAGCUGCCAAGGUGCCAGCAGUAAAGAAGUCUGCCACUGUCAAAUGCCCACAGGCCUCCACCACUCGGAAGAGAAUCUUGAACGUCUCAGAGGAUGAGUCUGAGGAGGAGGAGGAGCACAAGAAAGAGAAGACAAAACGGGGCAAAUUUGUGGCUGUGAAAGAAGAGAAGGAUUCCAGUGAGGUGGUGGUAGAGCUUACAGACAGUGCUGGAGAAGAAGAGCUGGCAGAACUCAAGAAAUCUCAGAAAGAUAAAGGGCUGCAUGUGGAAGUGCGUGUGAACAAGGAGUGGUUCACAGGCCGUGUCACAGCUGUGGAGAUGGGCAAGCAUGCAGUACGCUGGAAGGUGAAGUUUGAUUAUGUUCCUACAGACACCACACCAAGGGAUCGCUGGGUAGAGAAGGGCAGUGAGGAUGUGAGGUUGAUGAAGCCUCCCUCUCCCGAGUACCAGGCUCCAGAUACACAGCAGGAAGAGGAGGUCAUUGUGGCAGAACCUUCUACCUCAGACUGUGUCAGAAUUGAGCCAGACACCACCGGUCCCACUAGUAGCCACGAAACAGUUGACUUGCUAGUCCAGAUCCUUCGAAAUUGUUUGCGGUACUUCUUACCUCCCAAUUUUCCUAUCUCCAAGAAGGAGCUGAGUUCCAUGAGCUCAGAAAGGUUGUUGGCGUUUCCCUUGAAAGAAUAUUUCAGGCAGUAUGAGGUUGGUCUGCAGAACCUGUGCAAUUCCUAUCAGACACGCGCUGAUGCCCGGGCCAAAGCCUGUGAAGAAAACCUCCGCAACUCAGAGAGAAAGCUGAAGGAAACAGAGGAGAAACUGCAGAAGCUGAGGACUAACAUCGUGGCCCUUCUGCAGAAAGUGCAGGAGGACAUUGAUAUUAAUACAGAUGAUGAACUGGAUGCAUAUAUUGAGGACUUGAUUACAAAAGGAGAUUGAGAAGCCCAGUACAAGUCCUAGAGAAGUGCAGAGGAGCUGGUUGCUGCGAUGGGAUUCCUGCAGUGGAGGACUGUAGUAGCUGAUGAGGAGAGAGGGUUUUUAGACAGUACCUGUGUUGGUGUACAACUUGUGACUUGACACAAAGAAGACAUUUGUGCUGUUGGCAGGCAGAUUUUUAACAUUGUAGUUCUCUGGAUCUCUUCCUUUUGCUUAUAAAUAUUUAUUUUUAAAAGAAAUAGGAACUGUACCUGAUACGAUGGGAGGGUUGCUGUGUGGUUUUUAGCGAGGUAAAAGCAUGAGUACCCUUUUGCAUCUGGGGUAUAUUCAUAUGCUAUGCCUGGAAGACCUGAGCAUGCUGCCUAGCAAGGCAGUUUAGAAUCUGGCAGCAUCUUAAAAAUAAGCCCUGGGUUAUGGAAAAGGAGGCCAGGACUUGGACUUCAGAGAUGCUGAACUUGGACUAGAGGAAGUCAAAUCAGUAAUUUGAGCUACAUGGAGGAGGUCAAAGUACAGUCCCUGUGUGAACUUGAGUGGAGGGAAUAAAAUCCCAGUGGUUCUGAAGGGGUAUGGGGUAGGGGAUUAGCACUUGCCAGUGCCAUGAAAUUCCCAAAUAUGAGUUCUCCAUAAGCAAGUGGCAUUGUCACCAUGCUAAUAGCCAGAGGAUGAGGAGCCUUUUAUAAGAGGAUGGUCUCCUAAGCUGCUCACAGUGGGUUGUGAUCAUCAAAAGGAGAAGGCUGGAGUUCACAUUCUUCUCUAGCAGUCAGCUUAUUGCACACUUACUGCUGCUGUUACUCUGAGAUGUAAUUGCAGCGGCAGAAGAGCUCCUCAACCAGCUGAAAAUAGAAUGACCGUCUAUUCUGUUGUCACUCCCUCAGGUGUGUGUUGCUUUGAUCAACUUGCUCUUCCAGGUAGUUUUAUUGGGAGUGUUGGAAUGUUUUGCCUAUGGAGGCCUUCACCACUAAGUCCCAUGUGGCUCUGGGUCAGCAGCCAGGGCAAUGCCUUUCCCUUGUUCUCCCAGCUGAAGGCUACACUACAGCUGCAAGCAGAUCAUGUGUGGCGACCGUGGUGACUCAGUUUGAGUUCAGUGCCUGGCCAUCUACUCAGCUUGGCCAGGGCAGGAAGUCCAUUACGUUGGUGCUCAGAAAACUGAAAUCCCUAGAACUUGGCAGUUUGAAGAAAGAGUAUGACCAAGAGAUGCCCACCUUCAAGAACAUCAAAUGAAAUGGACCAUUGGGGUUCUUUUGAUGGCUGAAUGUGUAAUAGAUGUUUUGCAAUAAAAAAGUCCGAACUAAA